Molecule: messenger RNA, 2343 nt
Organism: Heterostelium album PN500
Lineage: Eukaryota; Evosea; Eumycetozoa; Acytosteliales; Acytosteliaceae
Exons: 3
Coding region: 1-2343 (780 amino acids)
Source: RefSeq, a predicted model, not a curated record
AUGGGUGGAAAUCAAAGUAAUAUAAAUAAUUUUAAUAAUAAUAACAAUAGUAGUAAUAGUAGUACAAUUGUAAUAUUAAAAGAUGAUAAUAAUAAUUUAAAUAAACAAAAAUCAUUUAGAAAGAAAUUGAAAAAUGUUUUUCAAAAAAAAGAUAAUAUUAAUAAUAAUAAUGUAGUAGAAUCAAUACCAACAUCAACAUCCUCUGAAAUAUUAUUUUUAGAGGAUGAACAGUUGACAGGACCAGAAAAUAGAAUACAAGAGAUUUAUGAUAAUCUUUGUUUAGAAGAACAAUCAAGGGUAUCUGAAUAUCUAUCAUUAAUGAAAACUGUCAGUUUCUCUCAUUUUCAAUUAAAAUGUCAGCGUCAAUAUCUUCAAAAGUGUUUGGAUCUACACGAAAAAAAUAAAGAUAUCGAUCCUAAUCUUUAUUUACUACUCCAAAUUCAAUUAGAAGAAAAAUAUAUCAAUGAUAACUUAAUACUUGAAAAGUUUAAACCAACCAACAUUGAAUUUACACUUCCAACAAAAUCAAAACUAUCUAAAUCAUCACCAUUAAACGCAAACAAUAACAACAAUAUUCCUAUUAUUAUUAACAAACAAAUUGAAAAACAAAAAUCUGAUUCCAUUUCUGAAAAUUACAACUCCAUUCACAAAUUAAGUAUUAAUAACAGUUUUAACUUUCUUAAUAAUAUUCAUAAUAGUUAUAAUAAUAGUUAUAUUAACAAUAGUUAUAAUAAUAAUAAUAAUAAUAAUAAUAAUAAUAAUAAUAAUAAUAGUUAUAAACUAAGUAAAUCAUUAAAUUAUAAUGAAUUUAAUUUUGAUGAUAAUUUAACUUUUGACAACAUAAAAGGUGUUGUUGAUGUUGGUGUUGGUAGUAGUAGUAUUAAUAAUAAUAAUAAUGAUUAUUUAGAUACAACAAUAGCAUUCAAUAAUAAUAAUAAUAAUAAUGAAUAUGAUAAUGAUACACACUAUUGUAUCAAGAAUGUUGUAACAUCGGAUGUUGGUGUUAAUCCGACGAUAUUGGAUAAUCAAUUAUUCAAGAAAGACGAUUGUAUCAUGAUAUUCAAGCGUUCAGAGAUACCAGAACUUAUUAUACGUGAAAUCAAGUUCUCUGAUGAAUCUGCAUUCAAAUCAUUCGUUGGAAUUCAUCUUGAAAAUCAACAACAACAACAACAACAAGAUGAUAUUACAUUGAUACAGUUAAUCAAAACACCUUUGAAUGAAUACAUAGAUUAUCUUCAUGAUAAUAACAACCGUAGACAACAACAUUAUCAACAACUGUGUACAAGUGGUAGUGUCAGUUCGAAUCAACACCAACUAAUGCAGUUUAAUAAUAACAAUAAUAGAUUCUCCUCAUCCAAGAAUGACAUUUCAAAAGGUGUUAGCUCAAUACCUUUAGAGCUACCUUCAAGUAUAGAGUUGAUUAAGCUUUACAAUAAACGAGUUAGACGACGUAGAGAAAGAGAAGCGAUGCGACAACGUCGUGCAAGAGUAGACAGUCAGAGAGAGAUACCUCAGUAUACUCCUUCAAAGUUUAUCGAUCGUUUCAUUUUAAAUAGAGAAAAGUCAAGAGAUAGAGAUAUAAUGAAUCAACAACAACAACAACAAAUAGAACAACAAAAUAAUAAUAAUAAUAAUGAAAGAAGACAACAUAUCAAUAUUGUAUCUGAUAAUCAUGAAUUCAUAGAACUGCAGCAACAUUCAAUGGUUGAAUAUAUCUUGGCGGUAUUCCCCGAUUUAGAGAGAGAAGAACUGCAACACAAGGUAAAGAGAUAUAUGAAAUCGGAUGUGUUGAUCGAUCCAGAGUCGAUCAUCAACGAUCUCAUCAAUGGUGAGAUAUUCAUACCUACCUAUACCGCAUUGAAAGAGUUUGAAGCAAGACCAACUGAAUUCGAUCUCGAUUCAAAGUCCGAUGACUACGAGUAUGACAAUGGAUUUCAAGAAUUGGAUCAAUUCGAUCAAACUGAUAGUGAUAAUGAUGAUAAUGAUGAUAAUGAUGAUCAACAACAACAACAACAACAACCAAUUGUUAUUACAGAGCAACAACAGCAACAACAGCAACAACAACAACAACAGUUGCAACAACAAUUACAACAAACAACACCAUCACUUCUUAAAUUUCAACAAGAGUUGGUAAAUCAUGAUAUGAUGAUGUUACAACAACAAGAGUUGGAGCUAAUUAAUGAUGAUGAUAUCUUUAACUCCACUGUUAACAUACCUAUUGCCAGGCAAUUAAAGAAUACAGUCGAGAAGAUCUCCUUAUGCGAACUACCAGUAGCUUAUCGUCUGCCACCACCACACCAAGCUUUAGUACGGCAACUCGAUCCAGUUCACAUGCCAACCUGA